AUGAAUUUUGAAGAUUAUUAAUAUCUCUUCAAGUUUGUAUUGAUCGGAGACACAGGUGUUGGCAAGUCCUGUUUCCUGUCUCAAUACGUCAAAGGCAUAUUCAUUUAGGAGUAUGAUCCUACAAUCGGACUCGAGUUUGAGAGCAAAUCCAUUGAAUUCAAUGAUGGCAUCGUUGUUCAGAAUCAACUAUGGGACACAUCUGGAAGCUCUUAAUUUAUGGCAAUAUAGAAAACCUUUUGUUAAAAUGCUGCAGCUGCAAUCAUUUUCUAUAAAAUAGAUAAUCAAGACUCAUUUAAGUCAUUAGACAAUUGGAUCAACAUCCUCAAAUAGGUAUCGUCUGACAAGAUUCAAACUGUUAUCGUUGCAACACACAAGGAUCUAGAAGAGAAAAGAUAAGUUGAAACCGAACAAGGAAGAAAGCUUGCCGAUUCUAUAGGAGCCAAAUUUUUUGAAAUCUCCAAUCAAGACAAAGAUUAAAUUGACGUGAUUGUUAAUACUCUAUCCUUUAAUGUCUUAAGAUUAAUAAGUUCCAGUAAAAUCAAUCCAUUAAAAUCACAAUAUGGUGUCAAAAUGAGUCGAUAAUAAGAAUAAUAGUAUGCUUCUUAAUAAACAGAUAAAACUGAUAAUAAUAAUAAUUAGCAAUAAUUCACUCCAAUUAAAAAUAACCCAGAUAAUAUAGAAUUUGAAUUUCCAAAAGAAACAGAAGAAGAUACAAUCACACCCAAUAAAGCUACAGGUUCUCCAAAAGAGCCAUAACAAAAGGAAAAUGGAACAAAUUAAUAAAAUAAAAACCAAUCACGAAAUGUAUUCAUGGUUUUGAUACCGAUAAUAUUUGCUUAUGGAUUUUAUUUUUUAUUUAUAUGA
This is a messenger RNA of Paramecium tetraurelia, 864 nucleotides long. RefSeq lists its product as uncharacterized. Lineage: Eukaryota; Ciliophora; Oligohymenophorea; Peniculida; Parameciidae. The transcript is spliced from 6 exons. Gene Ontology annotation, molecular function: GTPase activity; GTP binding. The record is from RefSeq and is a predicted model, not a curated record. Gene Ontology annotation, cellular component: Golgi apparatus.